AUGGAUGAAGAUUUAGAUUCGAUAUUUGCACUUUCAUUAGUUCCGAUUAAUGAAGCAACUUCUUUGGCUACAAAGAGAAUACUUGAGAUAAUGGAUGAUCCUCAAUCAAUAUUUUCUUUAAUUCAGCAUUUAAAAAGUAAUAAAGACAAAACUAUUAGACAACAAAUAGCAAUUACAAUAUCAAAAAUGGCAGAAAGACAUGCGAAAUACUAUAUACAUUCUGAUUCUUUUGUAAAAAUAAAGGAAAUCCUACUAAAUACAAUUCUUUUCGAAAAAGAUCAAAUUAUUAAGGGUAAGCUACUCAAUUCUAUAGUAUCAUUAUUCAAAGAAACGCAAGCCAAUUGGGAUGAGCUAUUCAAUUUCAUACAAAAACGUUUAAAAAAUAAUACUGAUUUAGAUCUGUUGCUUUUCUUCGAUAUUUUCCGUAGAUUACUACCUCUCGUUACACCUGAGUCCAUUUCUCAACUAUUUGGAGACUUUGUUUCAAACAAUUUAAAAAAUCCGAAAGCAAUAGCUGGAAAUACUUUGAUUGAGAUGAUGGUACUCGUCAUAGAGCUCAAGAAAUAUAUAAAAGUGAGUCCUGAAGCGCUUAAUGAUAUUUAUAUCAUAGCGAAGGAACAAAUUUUCAAUAUUUCUCAAGAAAAUUAUAAUGAUAAACUUGGUGCUCUAUGUGAUGCCUUUCUUGAUUUUAUAUCUGCUUAUAUCGAAUUCACAGACUUUGAUGAUGUUUUUGAGUUAAUAACUAAAAUAUUAGAUGAAGAGUCUAUAUCUGUUGACAAUAAGAUAUUGAUUCUUCCUAUUCUUGAGCCUAUUAUUAAUUACUCUGAUAACAAUGAGAAAAUUUCAUUCCAACAGUUGAUUUUGAUUAUUCUAAAAUUUAUUACAAUAAUUUCAUCAGAAUACGAUCUCAAUGACAUAAAUAACUAUUUCCCUGAAGAAUUAGUAGCGACUAUCUCUAAAAAAUGUCCUCAACUUGAAUUUUAUCAAUAUAUUGUUGAAGCUUUAAAAAGCGGUGAUGUUUCAGAUAUUGCAGUACUUUUCCUUUUAAUGUAUGCGUUACAAGACAUUCAGCUGGCGAUUCAACGUAAUAUUUUGGACGUAUUUCAAUUUAUUCAGAAAAAUGUCAACAAUGAAAGCCUUGAUAAUGUUAAAAUUUCAUUAAUGCUGCUUAAAGAGAUAUUCGAUUGUCGAUUUCAAGAAUUAGAGAAAAUAUCAGUUGGUUGCAACGAAAUGUUCUUAAAAUUGUUAGAAACACAGGACAAUGAUACUUUAAUGCUCACUUUAAAGGCGUUCACCUCUUACUUUUCAGCAGUUCCAAUAAAUCCAACUGAUUUUUCUUCUCUUUAUACGGGUUUAAUUAAAUUACUGCAUGAAAACGAGCUACCAUCUGCUUAUCUAGGAUUUGAUUGUAUCAAAGAACUCAUUAAUUCGGCUCAAGACUGUGUAACUCUUCAUCUUCCAGAUAUUUAUUAUAAUCUAAAGGAAUUUGCAGCAAAUGAUAAUGCAUAUAAUUGUAUUAGAUCUUCUAGUAUUGAAUCUUUAGGUCUGUUACUCGGAGCAGGAAAAUCUGUUGAUGAACCGAUUUUAGAUGAUUAUUUUGCAUUAAUCUUUGGCAUUCUUGACAGUAAUCCUAAUAAAAUCUCUCCUUUCUUUACUGAAUGUCUCGAAUCUUUAGCUAAAACGUGCAAAAUUAAAGUAUUAGAAAUAGGGACUAUAAUUGAUAGGAUUAUAUAUGCAAUGCAGCAAAACGAUAGUGAUUACAUAGCUUCUUCGCUCAAAUUCUUGAAAUCUUAUUUCAAAUAUUGUAAAAUCGAAGACGUUAGCGGCCAUUAUGAUAUUCUUAAGAAUAUCCUAUUAGAGUACUUCCAGAGUGAUUCAGAUUAUGAUGUAUUAUCUCUUAAUAUCAAAGCUAUUUUUAGAUUCACAGUAUUAUUUGGAAAGAUUGAUGAAGAUUUCUUAACAACCAUAAUGUCUUUUGCUGAUAAUAUAGAAUUAUUAAGUUUAUUCUUAUAUUUCUUCAGGGAAAUAUUUGAAUCAGAAAUUGAAGUUAGUAAUGAAGUAAUUGGUCUGUAUCUUCAAUGUACCCUUAAUGUAAUAUCGCCAUCAUUCGAAGAUGAAGAGAUAAAAAAUGAUGGAUUUAAUUCAUUUUCUAGAUUCGCUAUAAAACAUCCUGAUAAGUUCCUUUAUGCUGAUUUCUAUAAUAUAUGCAUAGAAUAUUUUCAGAAUAAUGAAAAUAGUGAAUGGAUUCUUGAAUGUACAGGAAUUUACUCGAUUUUGUUCCAACCUAAUUUAGGCGAAUCGUUUAUAAAAGAUAUAUCGGACAUAUUCUUUGGUACAUUAAAAUAUUGCGAUUUUAUCGUUAUGCCUCAUAAUCUCAUUGGAAUUGAAAAAUAUAUCAACGCAGGAUUUGUUCCAGAUCAAGAAAAGAUCACUCAGUUAAUAGAGUCAGCAAAUUUAGUUUAUUCAUCAGAAUAUUGCGGAGAAAAAAAUUAUUAUUUGACAAUUUACGGAUUUAACCUAGUAAUGUUUAGUGCUUUCUCUCACUUAGAGUUUGACAUUAGUAUAGUAUCAGAAUUCUUACCUAAAAUGUUUGAAAAGUCAAAUGAUCUUAAUUUCCAAUCAGAAUCGGAUAAUUUAUUCCAAAACGUUGUCAAAGUCUGUUACAAAUACUCUGACAUUGUAAAAGAUUUUGGUCAGCAAGUUAUUGACUUCUUUAUGAAGCCAUUAACAUGUAGUAUUCAAAUAUUCAAAAAACUCAACCUCAGUAGCGAAACGCUUCACAGCAUCUCGUCAUAUUUAGGUGAUUGUAUUAAUUCAGAUUCAAAUUGUGCUGUAUACAUUAAUAACCUCUUGGAGGAUCCUGUGAUUUGCGAACGUUUUGUAGAAAGAUCGGGUAUUUCGUUAACUAAAUAA
Molecule: messenger RNA, 2913 nt
Organism: Trichomonas vaginalis G3
Lineage: Eukaryota; Parabasalia; Trichomonadida; Trichomonadidae
Product: armadillo (ARM) repeat-containing protein family
Exons: 1
Coding region: 1-2913 (970 amino acids)
Source: RefSeq, a predicted model, not a curated record